Messenger RNA from Poecilia latipinna (sailfin molly), 1208 nucleotides. RefSeq names its product SWI5-dependent homologous recombination repair protein 1 (gene sfr1). Gene Ontology annotation, cellular component: Swi5-Sfr1 complex. The transcript has 4 exons. The coding region runs from base 428 to 1048 and encodes 206 amino acids. The record is from RefSeq and is a predicted model, not a curated record. Gene Ontology annotation, biological process: double-strand break repair via homologous recombination; positive regulation of DNA-templated transcription. NCBI's taxonomy places the organism in Eukaryota, Metazoa, Chordata, Actinopteri, Cyprinodontiformes, Poeciliidae.
CAAAAAGUAAAAACUUGUAAAACAGAACAAGAUAAGAUCUAAUAAUCAUUUUUGAGUGGUUUAGGUCUAAAAUUUGAUCUGAAGCUGAAACAAAACAGAGUUUAGAGGUCAAAAAGCCCUAAAACGGGCUAGUUUGCAUUCUAGGUGGUAACAAAUAACACAAAGGCAGCUGUGACUUAACGCAGUACAAGUGAGAAAUGAUUAGAAUGACAUGUAAGCACAACAAAAGACUCAGAAAACCCGCGAACACGUGUAAUUUUCAGGUACUUCUAAGAUCGUUAGAAUAAACUACAACUCCCAGGAUGCUGUUCGGCUGACCGUAAUCAAAUUCUGUCCAAUCACUUACGUUGAAGGCAGUUCCCCACAAAAAUACGGAAAAAUAGAGUCGUCUUCGGUGGGUGUUAAAAAAGUUCAUAGGAGUGUGGAGAUGGAGAUCACACCGAAAGCAGCCAAACUGUCAUGUGGGUAUUCAUCACCUGGUUCAGUCGAGUCAAGCCCCUCUGAGUUUAAAGAAGAGAAGCAUCACUCUGGGCUAAGUGCCUCCCUAAGGGAGAGGCUGAAGAGAACACGGCGCUCCUUCAUCUCACCCCUUUCUGUGGCCAAGCGCCUUUGUGUUGACAAUGAGGAGGAGGAGGAGGAAGCCCCACAUGCUCCAGCAGAGUCCCAGGAGACUAUCGCUGUCCACACUAUGGAUGCAAACGGGACUGAAGUGAAGCUGGGCAGUGAGAGGUUGCCCUCACUUGCUCCCCAACCAUCACACAUCUCCUCAGGAGACUUUGCUCUGCAGCUGAGGAAGGAAGUAAAGGAGAAAACGGAGACACUGCGUCGGCUCAAGAUGGUGAAAAUGUACAGAAGCAAGAAUGAUUUGACGCAUCUCCAAACGUUGAUUGACAAGUGGCGCAGUUGUGCACAGGCUGCUCUGUAUGAGCUCCAGUCAGAGUUCCUCGUAGACGGAAGGAAGGCCGACCUGUCCGAGCUCAUUGACCUCUUUGGUCUGGAUGAUAGCAUUCUGUGCUUUGACCGUGCAGAGGGAGACUUCACUACGUAACGCCAGAAGAAGUAUCUUAAGUCCAGCGAGGACGACAGAAAAGAGUUAACACAAUUCAUCUUAUUUAUUGUUGGUGCUUGCUCUUGUUCGCAGCAAAAAUAACACUAAAUAUUCUGUUAGCAAAUCAGUGUAUGAAUAAAUAAACUAUGUGGUAACAGAU